AUGCCCCCAAAAGUGCAACGUACGCCGAAGAAAGAAGAAAGCCAAGAAGAAGAAGAGUUGGGCAACCUGGUCUUCCUUCGUGACGAAGAGAGGGACAGACUCGAGCGCCUAAAAGUGAAGCUUGCAGCGACCGGUGCAGCUGAUCGCACUGCAACCGCAGCGGAAGUGCACCAGCGAAAGCUUUACGAUUGCAACGAAGCUUUCAAGUCCUUACAGCAGCAAAUCUACCGGUUGGCUGGCACCAAGAAACGAGAUGUGCACAAGGGUAAGUCGAUCGAAUUCGAAUCCUUGUUCGACGAGCUGGCCAUGACUCUCGGGAGAUGGGUGGCAGCCGCCCACGUAACCGCAGUGCAGCAACCCAUCAUCAUCCAACAGCCCCUCCCACGGAUCAUUCCGACAUUCGAUGGGAAGUACGAAAAUUGGGAAAAGUUCAAAACCAUCUUUCAAGAUGUCGUUGACCGGACGAACGAGUCGCCGCGGAUCAAGUUGUACCAUCUGGAAGAAGCUUUGGUUGGCGAAGCGGUCGGAAUUCUGGACGCCAAGACGGUUCAGGAUGGGAACUACGACCAUGCCUGGAACCUGCUGGAGGAACGAUACGAGGACAAGCGGCGAAUGGUGGAUCUGCACAUCGGCGGUUUGCUCGCCGUCAAGAAGUUGCCCCGUACUGAUCAUUCGGAGCUGCGUUCCCUUAUUGACAACGUCGUUGGCCACGUGGAGAACUUGAAGUUUCUUGGCCAGGAGUUCUCUGGAGUGUCAGAGCUCAUCGUCAUCCAUCUGCUGGGACACGCUCUGGACGAUGAGACAAGGAAACUUUGGGAGUCAACGGUCAAGAAGGGAGAGCUUCCGAACUACCCCGAGACGAUCCAGUUCCUGAAGGAUCGUGUCUCGGUUCUGGAAAGAUGCGAGACCACCGUCGACGCAACACCGAGGGAACACCACCGAGCAGAAUCGAAGCCAACCGCGACUGAUCAACCGUAUCAGAUCGCCAACGCAGCCGUCACGUCACGACCGGGACCACGGUGUGAUUUUUGCAGCGAGCGUCACCUGACCUUCAAGUGCGCUGCCUUCCAAGACCUCACAGUGUGUCAGCGCAUGGAGAAGGUUAAAGAAAAGCACGUCUGCUUUAACUGCUUGCGCGCUGGACACUGCGCGAAGAAUUGCAGACGGACAAGCUCGUGUGGUAAGUGCCAACGCCGACACCACACUCUUCUACACGACUUCUACCGGAAGUCAACCGCACCGCAGAGACCAUCUCCGGCUGUGCGUCAACCCGCUGAACCACUUCCGCCGGUGGAAGUGAACAACUGCCCCACUCCGAUGCUUCAAACAGCAGUCGUCGAUCUGGGCGACGGCAGCAAUCGACCUGUGCCGUGUCGCAUCCUUUUGGACAGCGGAUCACAGGUAAACUUUAUUUCUACCUCGAUGGCUGAUCGUCUUAAACUAAAAAGAGUUCCCGCAAACGUCCCGAUCUGCGGCAUCGGAGGUCAGACGACGAAUACUAGGGAGUCGACAACCGUUCAGCUCCAGUCCCGAUACAGCGGAUUCACGGCGGACGUGGAGUGCCUGGUCGUCCCGAAGGUAACUGGAAAGAUUCCGUCGUCACCGGUCAAUACCACCGAUUGGCCGAUUCCAAAGGGAUUUCAGCUGGCCGAUCCUAAGUUCCACAUCCCAGAUCGCAUUGACAUGCUCGUCGGUGCCUCCCUGUACUUCCGCUUACUGAAACGAGGCUUCGUUCACAUGUGGGACAAUUACCCGGAACUGCGAGAGACUCACCUGGGUUGGGUUGUCGUCGGAGGAGCUGGAGAAUCCGUCACUGGUCAGCAGUUUGCGCCCACUGCGGUGCUGCAGGCCACACAUCUACAUCAAGCGACCACUCUAGAAAAAGCUUCUGCUGGGCCUUCCCCAGCCCGGGGGGAGGAUGUUGGAGCCCCAACGCGUCGAUAA
Culex pipiens pallens (northern house mosquito) is the source of this 1944-nucleotide messenger RNA. RefSeq lists its product as uncharacterized. Bases 1 to 1944 code for a protein of 647 amino acids. The transcript has a single exon. The record is from RefSeq and is a predicted model, not a curated record. Lineage: Eukaryota; Metazoa; Arthropoda; Insecta; Diptera; Culicidae. Gene Ontology annotation, molecular function: nucleic acid binding; aspartic-type endopeptidase activity; zinc ion binding. Gene Ontology annotation, biological process: proteolysis.